AUGAAGAGCGCAAGCCUUUGGAGGCGCAGGGCGCUCGGGUGCAUGACCUUCCUGGCGGUGGGCUCCCUGGCCUUCGAGAGGCCAGAGAGGCAACGUUUGGUCCGGAGCGAGGAGGCCAAAUUAGAUACAGAUGACCGGCAAGGCAAAGCCCAAGGCGCACCCAGGCGCAUGCACCAAGUCGUCGCGGCGUUGCUCUCCGCCGACGGACAUAUAGCUGUGGAUCAGCACUCGCCCCCGCCGCUCGACCAGGGGCAGCCUGGCACCUCCGCCCGGGAGGCCGUCGUCGCCCCCGACGGGCAGCUGACGGGUGCAGCCCUCGCGGUGGCCGGCGCCGUGGCUGGCGCGUUGCCGCUGGCCACAGCACCAGCGGAAGCCGUUGCAGCCCCUGCCGCAGUGGCGUCCCCAGCAGCAGGCACUGUCUUGGCAACGGCGCCGGCCACCGUGCCCGCGGCGGCGUACGCGGCCCCUGCCACAGUGGCGUCACCAGCGGCAGGCACUAUCUUGGCGCCGGCGCCGGCCACCGGGCCUGUGGCAGCCGUUGCGGCCCCUGCCACAGUGGCGUCACCAGCGGCGGGCACUGUCUUGGCGCCAGCGCUGGCCAACGGGCCAGCAGCAGCCGUUGCGGCCCCUGCCACAGUGGCGUCCCCAGCGGCGGGCAGCGUCGUGACGCCGGCGCUGGCCACAGGACCAGCGGAGACCUUUGCGGCCCCUGCCACAGUGGCAUCACCCGCGGCGGGCGGCUUGGCACCGGCGCAGGCCGCCGUACCCGCGGCAGCUGCACCUGCCACAGUGGCGCCGCCAGCGGCGGGCACUGUCUCGGCGCCAGUGCCGGCCACUGGGCCAGCGGCAGCGGCCCCUGCCACAGGGACUUCACCAGUGGCGGGCACUGUCGUCGCGCUGGCGCCGGCCACCGGGCCAGCGGCAGCAGCCCCUGCCACAGUGGCGUCACCCACGGCGGGCGCCGUCGUCGCGCCGGCGUCAGCCACCGUGCCUGCGGCAGCUGCUGCGCCUGCGGCUGGGGCAGGAGCAAACUCCACGACGACUCCUGCCGCGGGCGCCGCAGCUGGCGCCAACGCCGCCGGAGCCAAUGCCACCGGCGCUGGCGCCGCGGGGGCCGCGGGUGCCAACGCUACGGCGGAACCUGCCGGUGCUGCCAAUGGCACGGCGGCAACGGGGACGACCGCAAACGGCACGACGGCGGGCGUGACGGCCUCCAGCGCCACGGCGUCGAGCACAGGGGCCGCCAACGGUACAGUGGCGAGCGGGACGACCGCGAACGGCACGGCGGCGGACGGGGCGGCUGCCAAUGGCACGGCGGCGGCCGCGGGCGCCGCCAACGCCACCGCGGCGACCGGGACGACGGCGAACAGCACGGUGGCCAGCAGCGCAGCGGCGGCCGCAGGAGCUGCCAAUGGCACCGCGGCGAACGGGACGGUGAACGGCACGACUGCCAACGCCUCCUCGGGGUUCUUCGGGUGGCUCUUCGGUGGCCAUGCCAACGCCACGGUGGCCGCUGCUGUCCCAGUGGGCAGCAGCAGCAGCAGCAGCAGCAGCAGCCCGGGCGCCAGUCCCUCGACCACGAGCAGCCCCAGCGACCCUCAGACUGCCAAGGCGGGGGGUGCACGGGCCGUGGCGCUGAUCUUGGGCGGCGUCGCCGUUGCCGCGGCUGCCGUGUGGCUCUCCGCCAGGGGCAGCGCCUGGCUGGGCUCCGCCUCGCGCCUGCCCACCCCGGGCCGGAUGCCCGACAUGUCGAGGGUGACCAUCACCGCGCCGCAGGGCGCGCCGGCCUCGGGGGCCGCCCAGCAGCUCGCCUGGAAGUCCUCGAAGGCCAAGCAGACCUACCGGAGGUCGGUGCUCGACGCCUCCCGGCUGGACGACGGGGGCUCCUCGGACGACGGCGGCGACGGCGCCAAGGACACCGGCUCUGGCCGCGAGUCUGCAGGCAGCCAGAGGCUUGAGCCACCUGCCGAGGGCGGGGAGGCGUCGCAGCCUCCCACGGCCCGCGGGUCCUACCGCGACCGCCGCUCGAGGCCGCAGCCGCAGCCGUAG
Prorocentrum cordatum is the source of this 2049-nucleotide messenger RNA. NCBI's taxonomy places the organism in Eukaryota, Dinophyceae, Prorocentrales, Prorocentraceae. The record is from the annotation of a GenBank genome assembly.